Molecule: messenger RNA, 2485 nt
Organism: Alexandromys fortis (reed vole)
Lineage: Eukaryota; Metazoa; Chordata; Mammalia; Rodentia; Cricetidae
Gene: Nadsyn1
Product: NAD synthetase 1
Exons: 21
Coding region: 87-2297 (736 amino acids)
Biological process (GO): NAD+ biosynthetic process
Cellular component (GO): cytoplasm
Molecular function (GO): NAD+ synthase (glutamine-hydrolyzing) activity; glutaminase activity; ATP binding
Source: RefSeq, a predicted model, not a curated record
GCUGCGCAUGCGCAGUCCGGGCAGUAGCGCUGUAGGUUGCAGUGUAGUGUCUGUUCAGCGUCCCUGCCGGGAAUCUGCAAACCAGAAUGGGCCGAAAGGUGACCGUAGCCACCUGUGCACUCAACCAGUGGGCCCUGGAUUUUGAGGGCAAUUUCCAGAGGAUUUUAAAGAGUAUUCAAAUUGCUAAAGCCAGAGGUGCAAGAUACAGGCUUGGACCAGAACUGGAAAUAUGUGGCUAUGGAUGCUGGGAUCAUUAUCACGAGUCAGACACACUCCUGCAUUCGCUCCAAGUCCUGGCUGCCCUUCUGGAUUCUUCUGUCACUCAGGACAUCAUCUGUGAUGUGGGCAUGCCUGUGAUGCACCGGAAUGUUCGCUACAACUGCAGAGUCAUCUUUCUCAACCGGAAGAUCCUUCUCAUCAGGCCCAAGAUGGCUUUGGCCAAUGAAGGCAACUACCGGGAACUACGCUGGUUCACCCCCUGGUCCAGGAGCCGGCAAACUGAGGAGUAUGUCCUCCCUCGGAUGUUACAGGACCUGACAAAGCAGAAAACCGUUCCCUUCGGAGAUGUGGUUCUUGCCACCAGGGACACUUGUAUUGGAAGUGAAGUCUGUGAAGAGCUCUGGACACCACGCAGCCCUCACAUCGACAUGGGCCUGGAUGGUGUAGAGAUCAUCACCAACGCCUCGGGCAGCCACCACGUGCUACGUAAAGCCCAUACCAGGGUGGAUCUGGUGACCAUGGCCACCUCCAAGAAUGGUGGCAUCUACCUGCUAGCCAACCAGAAGGGCUGCGACGGUGACCGUCUCUACUACGAUGGCUGUGCCAUGAUUGCCAUGAACGGGAGUAUCUUUGUCCAGGGCGCUCAGUUCUCGUUGGAUGAUGUGGGGCAACGGAUGCCUCGCUUCUGCUGUGAAAGGUCUGACCCAUUCACGUGGGACAGCAGUCCUGUGCUCUCCUUCUGCUUCCCCACCCAGGAGGUCCUCACUGCCACCCUGGACCUGGAAGAUGUCCGGAGCUACAGGGCAGAGAUCUCAUCUCGAAACCUGGAGGCAAGCAGGGUGAGCCCCUAUCCCAGGGUGAAUGUGGAUUUUGCCCUCUCGGUCAGUGAGGACUUGUUGGAACCAGUGUCAGAACCUGUGGCGUGGACAUACCACAGUCCUGAGGAGGAGAUAAGCCUCGGGCCUGCCUGCUGGCUCUGGGACUUCCUCCGACGGAGCAAACAGGCUGGGUUUUUCCUGCCCCUGAGUGGCGGUGUGGAUAGUGCAGCCAGCGCCUGCAUCGUCUACUCCAUGUGCUGCCUGGUCUGUGAGGCUGUGAAGAGUGGAAAUCAGCAGGUGCUGGCAGACAUCCAAAGUCUGGUGAACGAGAACAGCUACACCCCAGAAGAUCCCCACGAGCUCUGCGGACGCCUGCUCACCACUUGCUACAUGGCCAGUGAGAACUCCUCCCAGGAGACUCACAGCAGGGCCACAGAACUAGCUCAGCAGAUUGGAAGCUACCACAUCAAUCUGAGCAUUGGCACCGCCGUGAAGGCUGUCCUGGGCAUCUUCAGCUUGGUGACCGGGAAGUUCCCUCGGUUUUCAGCACACGGAGGGAGCAGCAGGGAGAACCUGGCCUUGCAGAAUGUGCAGGCUCGCAUAAGGAUGGUCCUCACCUACCUGUUUGCUCAGCUGAGCCUCUGGUCCCGGGGCGUUCAAGGGGGCCUUCUUGUGCUUGGAUCUGCCAAUGUGGAUGAGAGUCUCCUCGGCUACCUGACCAAGUAUGACUGCUCCAGUGCGGACAUCAACCCGAUAGGCGGCAUCAGCAAGACAGACCUGAGAGCCUUCGUCCAGUUCUGCGCUGAGCGCUUCCAGCUUCCAGCUCUGCAGACCAUCCUGUCAGCACCGGCCACUGCAGAGCUGGAGCCCUUAGCCAACGGGCAGGUGUCUCAGACAGAUGAGGAAGACAUGGGGAUGACAUACUCAGAACUCUCCGUCUUCGGCAGACUUCGGAAGGUCGCCAAGGCCGGGCCCUACAGUAUGUUCUGCAAACUGCUCAACAUGUGGAAAGAUAGCUGUACGCCAAGACAGGUGGCUGAGAAGGUGAAGCGGUUUUUCUUGAAGUACUCCAUGAACAGGCACAAGAUGACAACCCUCACACCAGCAUAUCAUGCUGAAAGCUACAGUCCUGACGACAACAGGUUUGACCUGAGACCCUUUCUGUACAACACGGCUUGGCCCUGGCAGUUCCGCCACAUUGAUGACCAGGUUCUGCAGCUCGAGAGGAAAGAACAGCAGGGCCCGAAAGACUGCAUCUAGGAGCGGUUGGAAGAGCCAUCGCCUUUACAGAAGCACCUCCUCCCUAGAGAUCCCUACUGUGAUUUCAAAUCCCCAGUGGUCAGAACCGGAGACCCUGCCACUGCCCUGCUGGAGCCGGGGUUUGUUUACUUUUCAGGAAGAGAGCGAAGUUCAUUCUAAUGCCAUAGAAAUAAACAAAAAUGCUUUUU